Nicotiana tabacum (common tobacco) is the source of this 714-nucleotide messenger RNA. RefSeq names its product secreted RxLR effector protein 161-like. NCBI's taxonomy places the organism in Eukaryota, Viridiplantae, Streptophyta, Magnoliopsida, Solanales, Solanaceae. The record is from RefSeq and is a predicted model, not a curated record.
AUGGAAGUUAUCCGAGAAACAGAUGGACUCCUCCUUUCUCAGCGCAAAUUCACUUUAGACCUUUUCCAACAAUUUGAUUCUCUCCAUUUGUCACAUGUUUCUUCUCCACUCGAUUCGUCUACUCCUUUGUCUACUCACACAGGGGAACCAGUGAAGGAUCCCACCUUGUAUCGUCAUCUCCUUGGAAAACUUAACUACCUCACUCACACCCGCCCAGACUUAUCCUUCACUGUCCAACACCUCAGCCAGUAUAUGCAGGACCCUCGACAACCACACCUAGAUGCAGCACUCCGUGUGCUUCGCUAUCUGCUCAAAGAUCCUGGGUUUGGGCUUUUUAUGUCUGCUUCCUCCUCCUUCAAGCUCUUAGCUUUUUGUGACUCCGAUUGGGCCACCUGCCCGGACUUGAGGAAGUCGGUAAGUGGUUUUUACAUUUCCCUUGGUACCUCUCCGAUCACUUGGAAAUCCAAGAAGCAAACUUCCAUCUCGCUCAGUUCAACCGAGGCAGAAUACAGAUCUAUGCGGCGAGUGGUUGCAGAGCUCACAUGGUUGGUUCGUCUUUUUGAGGAUUUGUCAAUUCCUAUUUCUCUUCCAGUCCCUCUUCACUCCGAUAGCCAAGCAGCAAUUCAUAUAUCAAAAACCCUGUUUUUCACGAACGAACGAAGCACGUUGAAAUUGACUGUCAUUUUGUACGCGAGCAAUACCUCGCUGGGCUGA